Molecule: messenger RNA, 561 nt
Organism: Acaulospora morrowiae
Lineage: Eukaryota; Fungi; Glomeromycota; Glomeromycetes; Diversisporales; Acaulosporaceae
Source: the annotation of a GenBank genome assembly
AUGGAUUUCCAUCUUGCUUCUGAAAAAAUCAAAAUUAUUAAACUGGUGCGCUCAAAUAUCAUUCCCAAAGAGUCGAUACAACACAUGAGAACGCAUGUCAAAUCGUUGAUAAUUGAGGCAAACCAAGAAAACCCUGAUGAUGACUAUAUGGAUGGUGCCAUUAAAGUCGUUGCGCUAAUUGAUUCUUGUAUCCGAGAGUUAUCAAAUUUUGAGAUCAAUUAUUUCCAGGGACCAAAAAUUGGACGAGCGCUCGUACGCGAUCAAGUCAACGGAGAAUCGGCGUUCGUGGAUAUCAAGGAUGAAGAAGAUAUUAAGAAAAAGAAAAAAAGUAAAUACGCGAAGGCAAUCAUCCCAAGGAACGUUGUCGUGAGUGUAGAUGUCGAUGAUAAAACUUUAGAAGAGACUAAACAGCCAGUAGAAUUUGCUACCCCUUUUUCUUCCAAGAUUGAUUCCAGUGAUCUAGAUUGCAAUGAUAAUAUCGUCAGUAAGGAUGCCGUUUUUAUUAACCCUUUCGAAGAAAUUUAUGCUGACUCUACACUGUCGGAUGUCUGCGAGAGUUGA